GGUUAUAACAUUCAUAUUGGCAAUAGUCUUUAUUCGAACUUUAACUGCAUUAUCUUGGAUUGUAACCAUGUGGAUAUUAGGGACCGAGUAAUGUUUAAUCCUAAUGUGGAGGAGAAAGUUAAAAGUGACGAACUUGCAUUUCCUAUUAAG
This is a messenger RNA of Acaulospora morrowiae, 150 nucleotides long. The record is from the annotation of a GenBank genome assembly. NCBI's taxonomy places the organism in Eukaryota, Fungi, Glomeromycota, Glomeromycetes, Diversisporales, Acaulosporaceae.